Molecule: messenger RNA, 980 nt
Organism: Cuscuta campestris
Lineage: Eukaryota; Viridiplantae; Streptophyta; Magnoliopsida; Solanales; Convolvulaceae
Source: the annotation of a GenBank genome assembly
AUUCAAAGGCCCAUCUUUUAAUCGUCCAUUUCUUCUAAGCCUUUUACUUGGUACGCAGAAAGUAAGUCGCAGAGCAGAGACGCAGAAGCUCGCACGCAAAUCGAUCGGCAAAGUGCCGGUAGAGACACCUCCGCCGCCGCUAGACGCCGCCGACCCUCCAGGCUUCAUUAUAUCGAUUAAACUUCAUUUGGAGGUAACGUCAUCAAGCCAAUGGAUGAUGCUGGUGGAUUGAGCUACAAACCUCCCCCUGAUUUUGAAGAGGAUAAAAGAGACCCACUCAUUGAACUUAAGUUAACAGAUUCAACUGAACUCUGGCUCUUGCAAUGGCCCCUAAAUCAUGCUCCAGAUUUUGAUGGUCUAGAAGUGUCUCUUGGGCUUCAUCAUGAUGGAAUUUUAGGCAGCUUUGAGAGUUCUUCUGGAAAGGCUUACGAUGUUUACAGUAGAAAAGCACAGGAUCCAGAGCUAACAGUAUUUUCAUCAUCAUCAUCAUCUUCUUCAGACGCUAACAUUGUUGGGACGUUUUCGCGCCAUGUUUCCUUCAUCCACUAUCCAGAGCCAAGUGAAUAUGAGAAAGCCAACCAAAUUAGGUUGAAGGAGUUCUCACAGAGGUCUUCAAGCUACACAUCAACAAAGACAGGUUCAACUUUCCAUCGUUCGAGUGCUACUAAAAGUAGCAGGCAUAGAACUUCUUCACCAUCCCCAAGUGUCUUCACCACAUCCCCUGCUCCCAGUAGUCGACACAAAAAGUCCUCUCCAAAGGAAAAAGGUGGCGGUGAGAGUGCGAAGAACAAGACUGUGGGCCCGUCUUUGCUGCUGCCGGAGGAUUCUGGAAGAGCCACUAGCACAGUAACCACUUCUGGGUCAGCAGGCCAACAUUCUCAGGAAAGGACAUCCAACAAGAAGUCCAGGAAGAGUUGAGGCUUCAAACUGUAAUGGAAUUUAUAUCUUUUUUCCCCCUCUUUGAUUGCAGGAUUUGGGGG